UCGAUGAGGAGUUACAGCUAAUAUGGCAGACACGGAAGAGACUUUCGAUUUUUGGUUGAAGAGGAAAUUGCGGCAAAUAAACACAGAUGAAUCUAUCUACGGACCCUACAUCGUUGGUAUUCUCGAUGGGGAUGGUGAGGAGCAGGUGGAGGAAAAAAUUGGUGCCAUUGAAGAACUUCUAUCAGGAAUAAUUGACUCUGAUGUUAAAGCCACAGCUGAGGAGAUUGUCAACAAAUGGACAUCGCUUAAUGCUGAGCCUCCGCCCAAGAAGAACGAUGUCGAAGAUGUUGAUACGCGCCUAGCACGUCUCCUAGAAUCUAAUGUCGUGACAUCCACCGUGCAACGGCGGCAGACAUCAGAGGAAUCCCAGAUACGCUCCAAAAUCCUGGCUCAGUACAGUCAAGUCCCAGUAAGUUUGAUGUUUCCCUUGAAUACUUGGAUUUUGGUAAAAAUUUUGCUCUUUGGGCAUAUUUAUCAGCUUUCAGAUGAAGAAGAUGACGAUCGGGGGGCUUCGGCAUCCAAUGGUGAUGCAGAACUCGGCCGGAACACAAAUGUUGAGGCUGUGCAGCAAAUGAUGCGAGAACGACGGGAACAGGCAAAAUUGGAGAGUCAGAGGAAGAAGGAGAAAGACAAGGAGGAUCUCAAGAAGCAAAAGCAAUUGCGUGAGGAGAAGAAGGAGAAGCGAAAGAGUGUAAAGCAAGAACGCAGACGGUAGCAAUAAAAAUCCUAUUUUCCGUCGAAUUUUCUUUGAAAUUCUAUACUCACCAUAUUCUAAAAGUGAGGUUAGCUCAAUCGUGGUGCACUUUCUCUUCUAAUGCGUCAGGGAACGAAUUUAAAAAGUAACGGUUAAACUCACAUGAUCAAGUGGAAAAAAUUCUCGCGACUGUAUCUUCAUCUAUUCAAGUGUUUUCCAUUUCUGAGAAAAGCGUAAAUAAACAGUACAAUAACAAAUA
Molecule: messenger RNA, 953 nt
Organism: Phlebotomus papatasi
Lineage: Eukaryota; Metazoa; Arthropoda; Insecta; Diptera; Psychodidae
Product: coiled-coil domain-containing protein 43
Exons: 2
Coding region: 23-715 (230 amino acids)
Source: RefSeq, a predicted model, not a curated record